This is a messenger RNA of Dictyostelium purpureum, 1809 nucleotides long. RefSeq lists its product as uncharacterized. The transcript has 2 exons. NCBI's taxonomy places the organism in Eukaryota, Evosea, Eumycetozoa, Dictyosteliales, Dictyosteliaceae. Bases 1 to 1809 code for a protein of 602 amino acids. The record is from RefSeq and is a predicted model, not a curated record.
AUGAAUAAUAAAAAGUUAAAAAUAUUAAUUUUAACUUUUAUUACCGUUGUUGGUAUAAUGUCCACAUACAUACUUAUAACUUUGGACAAAGGUUAUUAUAAUAAUAUAUAUUAUAACAAUAAUAACAAUAACAAUAAUAAUAAUAAUAAUAAUAACAAUAAUAAUAAUAAUAAUAAUAAUAAUAAUAAUAAUAAUAAUAAUAAUAAUAAUAAUAAUAAUAAUAAUAAUAAUAAUAUAGAUAAUAAUAAUAAUAAUAAUAAUAAUAAUAUAGAUAAUAAAGAUAAUAUAGAUAAUAAUGAAAAUGAUAAAAAUAAUAAAAAUAUUAUAAAUAAUAAUGUUAAUUAUUUAAGAAAUGAUGAGGAAGGUGAAGAGAUUUUCCCUGAAAGUAAUUUUAGACCAAAUAAAAAAGUAAUUGUAAUGGAAAAAGAAAUUAUUAAAGAGGUUGUUAAAGAAGUCUGUGGUAAUAUUCAAAAUAUACAAAACAAUCAGGACACCAAUGAGCCACAAUUAACAUUAAACAAUCAAAUACUAAAUAGCGGGGAACAAAUUAUUGUAAAAUUUUCAAAUAGUAAUAACUUAAAGUUCAAAGAUGAAAGAUCAUUAUUAAAUUAUUUUUUAACAUACCAAUAUUACUAUCAAUAUGAAGAUUACAAGAAUACUCAGUAUAUGGAUAAAGGGAAAUACGAUGUAUUUGGCAUCGAGUUACCAGAGGUAAAUCAAAGUAAUUUUCAUUACCCAACAAUGGAGCAUUGGGAAAUGGAGAUUGCCAAUGUAAACAAAACAUUUAAUAUAGAGCCCAAUUUAAACGUUGAUCAAUUAACCAUAUAUAAUAAGAACUAUACCGAAAAAUAUUUCCCCUUAAGAAUUAAAAAAAUUAAAGCCAAGGUGUGUAAAGAUUAUUAUGAAAGAUAUAAUCAACAAAAAUUCUUUACUGAAUUUGCUAAAGCUAAUAAUUUCAACAUUGAUCCACCAAGAUUGCAGCUCCCAUUAAAUGCAUCAAAACCUUUAUUGACUACACCAUAUAUAUUCCUACAUAUUGCUAAAACUGGCGGUCACACAAUGUACUCUCAUUUUUCUAAAUUCUUUAAGAACCAAGGAACUUUAAGACAAUGGAUUUUCCCAAAUCCAACUGACCAUAAAAAGAUUCAAGGUGCUUACAAUUUUAUUUUGGGUCAUUUUGAAUAUGGUAUUCAUAAUGAUUAUGAUGAACCAUUAAAAAGUACACAUAGCUAUUUAACAGUGUUAAGAGAUCCAGUAGAUAGAGUUAUUUCUCAUUACUAUUAUCACAGAAAUACAGCAUAUGAUGCUGAGCACGAUAUUGCAGCAAAGAACACAUUAGAAGAGUGGAUUGAGUUAUCACCAAGAGCAAACAAUGAACAAACUAGAGCAUUGUCAGGUAUCCACCACGAGGAUCCUUUAAUGACCAACGAAACUUUUAAUAUGGCAUUAUACCAUUUACGUACAAUGAAAUUUGUAGGUCUUACCGAAAAAAUGCCAGAAACUUUAGCAUUAUUAAAAUUCUUUACUGGUUUAGAUAAUCCCAAAGUUCAAGAAAAACAAAAUGUAGGUAGAAAAUUAGAUGUAGAUCAGUCUGUAAUAGAUAAAAUUAAAAAAAAGAAUUGGAUGGAUAUUAUAAUGUAUGAAGAAGCCUGCAAAAUGUUCCAAAGACAAAUAGAUUUAGUUGGUAAAGAUAAAUUUGAAGAGCAACUAAAUAAAAUUGUUCCUACAAAAAAACCGAUAACAAUACCACCAUCUCUAACAAGAUUUAAUGUUCUUGAUCAAAUAAGUCGUAUAAAUAAUGCUCAAUAG